UUUGGUGCAAGGUGCUCGUGGUUCCGUUAUGAAGAAAUCCCUGAAGGCGGUGCUGGAACUCUUCGUGCUGGUGGCUAGUGCCUCGCGCAAAGUCAGAGGAGAAAGUGAGGUCAAUCAUGUUUCACAAAAUAUGGGAGAAGAUGGCUACGUGUUUGAGUACAGCGUGGUCGACGGCGACUCGUCUUGGGUGCAGAGCCAUGGUGAGUGGAGCGACGGCGUCUCUACUCACGGGUCCUACAAUGUUAAGCUUCCGGACGGCCGCAUCCAGAAGGUCACCUACACGGCGGACGAACACGGCUUCCGACCCGUCAUCUCCUACGAGAGUCCUCUGAGGGGAUACGGCUGGAGGCACCACGUAGGCCUGGGCGACGCGGAUGACUACUACGGCAGCGACGAGGACUCGGCGGGCAGGAACGUCUUCCGGUACGAGGAGAACGACUUCGAAGCCGACGAAUUGUACGACCCCCUGCCUCCUCCGUUUUACGAAAUGACGAGAUCGUACGACGUUCCCGGAGCUUACGAUAUGCACGAAUCUAGCGAGAAGAGCGAAGAGGAAGUCAAGUCUACCGGAAAAGGUUAUUCCUCUUCUUACGCCCUUCCCGCACGUAAGAGAGUUGGGCAUCCGUCCUACCACGCGGUCAACAAAUACCAGCAAGGACCUGCGAGACAUUCCAAGUACAACCACAAGAAGGCGAAAGAUUUUGGCGGGAAAUAUCCCGCGCAAAAGGCAAAAACUUACUACGUAAACGAUUCGGGGAAAGAAGCCUACAUGAGAGACUCAAGCGAAGAGAAAGAUACGAAAGACACGAAAGACGUUCAUCGCGGAGAUUCUAAGGGGAGUCAAGACAUGGAAGAGAACAAUACAGCAAUGGAGGUCAUGGACGAUGAAGACGAGUCUACUGAAAUGGCUUCUUUCACCCCUAGGCCUAAGUCGUCCUAUCAAGUUUUAUCCGGCGACUCUGAAAAAAUGAAGGAAAUGGUGGGGAAACCAGACAAAGAUGAUAAACAUUACAUGGACAAAGAAAUGAAAGGAAAGGAAGAAAGCUCGAGGAAAUAUCCACUGGACACGCUAGCGAAGAAAGCGCAGAGGAGGCGGAGGAGGCAUCCGAAGAGAAAUCACAAUACGUCGCCAAAAUGACCUCCAUGAUGCCCCCAGACAAGCCGUAUGUCCCCCCGACGUACUUCUCCAUUCCCUCUUCAGGCGGUUCCUCGGAGGAGUCGAGCAUCGAGUCUUCCUCCUACGUUUCACCCACGACGCCGAUGCCGCCACCUGAAGAGGAGAAGAAGCCUUCUCUACCGUCAGGGACGGACCCUCAUUCCUCUUACAACCCAACCAAGGGCAUGAGUCCCCCAACGGCGAACGUCAUUCCGCCGUCUAAUUACCCGCCAUUCCAGUCCCCAUACACCUACCACCCCCCACACCAUCAUUCCUAUCACCACCACCACCCACACCCCCAUCACAUGCCGCCAUAUUCCUUCACUCCGAUGACACCGGUAUACCACCACCCUUACUCGCAUCACCACUACCCACCGCCGUCCCGUUACCCCUACCCAUACGUGAUGGGGGACGCCAUGCACCACUCCCCCCCUCCAACCGCGCUCUACGUCGCGCCUCCUGCAGGAGUCUCAGAUGCAGAAUAAAGAAGAAGAACAUUAGCUUUAGGAUGUAAGGUCGUCCGGGAUUUCUGCGCGCCAAAAUCAUCCGACUCAGUUCGAGACGAAGCGAGUUCUAUCGCCACUGUCGUUCAAAGGUUUGCUUUUAUGGUUAUUUUGUUGUUUUCUGAGCAAGAAUACGUGUAUUUCUAUUAAACAGUAAAAGGUUCAA
Macrobrachium nipponense is the source of this 1825-nucleotide messenger RNA. RefSeq lists its product as uncharacterized. The coding region runs from base 29 to 1138 and encodes 369 amino acids. The record is from RefSeq and is a predicted model, not a curated record. The transcript has 3 exons. Gene Ontology annotation, cellular component: extracellular matrix. NCBI's taxonomy places the organism in Eukaryota, Metazoa, Arthropoda, Malacostraca, Decapoda, Palaemonidae.